Candidula unifasciata is the source of this 1222-nucleotide messenger RNA. The record is from the annotation of a GenBank genome assembly. NCBI's taxonomy places the organism in Eukaryota, Metazoa, Mollusca, Gastropoda, Stylommatophora, Geomitridae.
AUGCAGACUGCGCAGACUAUUCAGACGAAGCAUUUUGUGGGAGUUUUGAAUGCCCUGCUGGGAGAUUUAAAUGCCCUACAGGUUGACUGUCCUGACAGUUCCGAUGAAAAGAACUGUUACAACCUUAGCUGCAGCAAGGAUCAGUGGCAAUGUGCCGAUAAAGACAGAUGCAUUGCUAAUUCUAACGUAUGUGACGGCUUCCAUGACUGCUUUGAUCACAGUGACGAAAUAGCUUGCUCUUGUGCAGACUCUCAGUUUCAUUGCACUAACGGCUUAUGCAUACCAAGUUUUUAUACCUGUGACGGAGACAAUGACUGUGGAGAUAAGAGUGACGAGCUCAACUACGAAGCUUUUUGUGGCAGUUUUGCAUGUCCCGCCGGGAGAUUUAAGUGUGCCACUUCUAACGAAUGUAUUCAGUCUUUCUUUGUCUGCGACGGACUGGAAGACUGUAAAGACAAGUCCGACGAAAACAAUUGUUACAACACUACUUGCCUCAUCAGCGGUCACUGGAAUUGCGCCGACAAGAGUAAGUGUAUACUCGGUUCCUAUGUGUGUGACGGCUUCAUCGAUUGCGCAGAUGGCAGUGAUGAGAUGCCUUGCUCCUGUUUAAGCUCUCAGUUUAAAUGCACCAACGGACUAUGCAUACCAACGAAUUAUCAGUGCGACGAGGACGAUGACUGUGGAGAUACCAGUGACGAGCUGAACUGCCCAGCACUUCCAAGUAAUGUCUGUCGGGACGUCUUGACCUACAAUGAUUGUUUCCACAUGAACGAAACGACACAUCCAAUCUGCUUAGUUUACUCCGACGGGGAUAAAUUCUGUCGCAAAUUCUGCGGAUUUUGCAUUGUUUUGCUGUUCUCCAGCAAUCAUCAGGAAAGAUUGGCCAUGUUCAGAGACCUUUUCAUUACCGCCUUCUUGGCACUGGCAAUUCUUGUUGCUACCACAGACUGUGAGGAGAAAUCAAAACUGAAAAGAAAACGGGACAAAUCUAACUGCCACAGCCUUACAUGCAGCAGCGGUCAAUGGCAAUGUGCCGACCAAGACAGAUGUGUUCCUAAUUCCUUCGUAUGUGACGGCUACAGUGACUGCUCAGAUCACAGUGACGAACGGGUUUGCUCGUGCUCUGGCACUCAGUUUAAAUGCACUGACGGAUUAUGCAUACCACGUGGAUAUGCAUGUGACGGAGACAAUGACUGUGGAGAUAAGAGUGACGAGCUCAACU